Molecule: messenger RNA, 1406 nt
Organism: Abrus precatorius (Indian licorice)
Lineage: Eukaryota; Viridiplantae; Streptophyta; Magnoliopsida; Fabales; Fabaceae
Product: isocitrate dehydrogenase [NAD] regulatory subunit 1, mitochondrial
Exons: 4
Coding region: 133-1227 (364 amino acids)
Biological process (GO): isocitrate metabolic process; tricarboxylic acid cycle
Cellular component (GO): mitochondrion
Molecular function (GO): isocitrate dehydrogenase (NAD+) activity
Source: RefSeq, a predicted model, not a curated record
UACUUGAUUCCUGCGUUUUCUCGCAGCGCUUUUGACCUUUUACAUGGCUUCUCGAAUCACAUUCACAUCAUAGUCACUGGGACACCCAAAAUCAACGCACCGAAACAUCAAAACCCUAACGCGCCACCUUCAAUGGCGACGACACGAUCCGCGCCGCUCCUCAAGCAACUCCUCACCCGGCUCAACCCGACCCGCUCGGUCACCUACAUGCCCCGACCCGGAGACGGCGCCCCGCGCGCCGUGACUCUCAUCCCCGGCGACGGGAUCGGGCCUAUGGUGACCGGCGCGGUGGAGCAGGUGAUGGAGGCGAUGCACGCGCCGGUGUACUUCGAGAAGUACGAGGUGCACGGUGACAUGAAAGCGGUGCCUCCAGAGGUGAUCGAAUCGAUUAAGAAGAACAAGGUGUGUUUGAAGGGAGGGCUCGCCACUCCCAUGGGUGGUGGCGUGAGUUCGCUGAACGUUCAGCUGAGGAAGGAGUUGGAUCUCUACGCUUCUCUCGUUAACUGCUUCAACCUACCUGGUCUUCCCACGCGCCACGAAAAUGUUGAUAUCGUCGUUAUCAGGGAGAACACUGAGGGAGAGUACUCCGGCCUCGAACACGAGGUCGUUCCCGGCGUUGUUGAAAGCCUCAAGGUAAUAACAAAGUUCUGUUCUGAGCGCGUUGCUAAAUAUGCUUUCGAGUAUGCAUACCUAAAUAAUAGAAAGAAGGUGACUGCUGUGCACAAAGCAAACAUUAUGAAACUUGCAGAUGGUUUAUUCUUGGAAUCCUGCCGAGAGGUUGCUAGAAAGUAUCCUGGAAUCAAGUAUAAUGAAAUUAUCGUAGAUAACUGUUGCAUGCAGCUUGUUUCAAAGCCUGAACAGUUUGAUGUCAUGGUAACCCCCAAUCUUUAUGGAAAUCUUGUUGCAAAUACAGCAGCAGGUAUUGCUGGAGGCACUGGAGUCAUGCCGGGAGGUAAUGUUGGGGCUGAUCACGCUGUGUUUGAACAAGGUGCUUCAGCAGGAAAUGUUGGUAAUGAGAAAGUAGUGAUUCAAAAGAAAGCCAACCCAGUUGCUCUCCUCCUUUCUUCGGCCAUGAUGCUUAGACAUCUCCAGUUUCCUGCAUUUGCUGACCGAUUGGAAACUGCUGUGAAACGAGUCAUUCUGGAGGGAAAAUACCGGACAAAGGACCUUGGAGGGACAAGCACCACCGAAGAGGUUGUUGAUGCAGUGUUAGAUGCUUUAGAUUGAUAUAAUUUUAUUUGCUGAUCUCUCAAAUGCGGUCAGCCUCGUAUAUUUUUUGUGCCCUCUAGAGGUGAAAUUGUCAUUGUUUUGGUCCAAAAUAAAUGUUUAUUAUUUAACAGAGAAUGAUAUGAUAAUAAUUUAUUUACAGAGUGUGAUGACUCUCGUCUCUUUAUUCUUUUUUAAAC